AUGACGGCAUCUUCGCAGGCGAGCACCUCGUUGCAGCCAUACGGCAGCCGGGUGGGCAAUUUUGCCAAAAAUGCCGCCGCACGCAACAUCCUCGAGACGAUGGAGCGAAAGCAGUCGAACCUGUGCGUGUCCGUCGAUGUGACGAAGAAGAAGGACCUUCUGGAUAUUGUCGAUGCCGUCGGAGAGGCUGUUAUCAUGGUAAAGACUCACAUCGACAUCGUCGAGGACUUCGACAUGGAUCUCGUCGUCCAGCUCACUGCCCUUGCUAAGAAACACGACUUUGUCAUCUUCGAGGAUCGCAAAUUUGCCGACAUUGGCAACACCGUCUCGCUGCAGUACGCUGCCGGCGUCCACAAGAUUGCUUCGUGGUCCGACAUCACAAAUGCCCACCUGGUCCCAGGCACAGGCAUCAUCGACGGCCUGGCAAAAGUCGGAGAGCCGCUCGGCCGCGGGCUGCUGCUGCUGGCAGAGAUGAGCUCCAAGGGGACACUGGCCGCGGGUGAAUACACACGGGCGAAUGUCGAGGCAGCCUAUAACAACGAGUCUGGCUUUGUCAUGGGAUUCAUUGCCAUGGGCCGCGUCGAUGACAAGUACGCACCGGCCGACAAGCCCAAGCGCGACUUCCUCGUCCUCACGCCUGGCGUUGGUCUCGAUGUCACCGGCGAUGCAAUGGGUCAGCAGUACCGCACGCCUGACGAAGUCAUUUACAAGUCGGGCUGCGAUGUCAUUAUCGUGGGCAGGGGCAUUUAUGGGGCCCUGACUAAGGAGAGCGAUGAUACGGCGAGGCAAGCGGCCGUUGAGAGCGUCCGCAAGCAGGGCAACCGCUAUAGAGAGGCAGGCUGGGAGGCAUACCUCAAGAGAAUAAACCACGGAAACCAGAGUGGGUAA
Molecule: messenger RNA, 888 nt
Organism: Acaromyces ingoldii
Lineage: Eukaryota; Fungi; Basidiomycota; Exobasidiomycetes; Exobasidiales; Cryptobasidiaceae
Product: putative orotidine 5`-phosphate decarboxylase
Exons: 2
Coding region: 1-888 (295 amino acids)
Biological process (GO): 'de novo' UMP biosynthetic process; 'de novo' pyrimidine nucleobase biosynthetic process
Cellular component (GO): cytosol
Molecular function (GO): orotidine-5'-phosphate decarboxylase activity
Source: RefSeq, a predicted model, not a curated record